Haliotis rubra (blacklip abalone) is the source of this 4355-nucleotide messenger RNA. RefSeq lists its product as uncharacterized. Gene Ontology annotation, biological process: multicellular organism development; protein phosphorylation; cell surface receptor protein tyrosine kinase signaling pathway. The transcript is spliced from 24 exons. Gene Ontology annotation, cellular component: signaling receptor complex. Gene Ontology annotation, molecular function: ATP binding; transmembrane receptor protein tyrosine kinase activity. The record is from RefSeq and is a predicted model, not a curated record. Lineage: Eukaryota; Metazoa; Mollusca; Gastropoda; Lepetellida; Haliotidae. Bases 276 to 4301 code for a protein of 1341 amino acids.
UCAAUUGUUGCCAUUAAACAUUUUGUUACCGGAUACAUCGCUUCGUAUUCAAGACAGACAAUUCAGAGAAGUGCCAUGUUAAUAGCGUUUUCCUGUGCGCCCGAGAUGUGACGCUAGGAGUUUCCUAGACAACAUUAGAGAUGGACUCCCUUGAUAAGAAUGUUCCAAUGUGCGUGUCAUCUGGCUUUUUGUUCUGAGUGGGCAGUGGAAGGAGAGAUAAUCACGUUGACAUAUUCGACUAAGACACAUGUACACUUCUCCGUACUGUCUACGCCAUGAAGAACGCGGUUCACGUUAUUUUAACGUUUUUGACGUUAUGGAUGAUCCUGUGUGACGUCACCAGUGUGUUUCUAUGGCAUCGGGAGCUGUCUUCCGUUAAAGGAGUCUGUGAUGCCCAAUGCGAGGCCCUAUGUCAAGAGCAACCAGACCCUGCGGACAAAUGCGAAGACCUUUGCAGACCAAGUACACGGAGACAGUGGAUAAUCAACUGCACAGAUGGCGGCGACUGCAGAGGGGCUGGGUACUGUUCGGUCCUCAAGAACAUCAGUCAAGGAGGCUACCUUCCUCCAAAGCCGGACGUGAAGAUCCUGAGGGACCCAGUGACCCGUAACAUAAUGCUCCAUUGGACCCUGGACACCACGACCCAACACAAGAUCAUCUACAUCGUCCAGUGGGACCUGGCCUUGCACCCGGAGACGCUCUUCAAUGUACCACCCCUCCCUAGUCAGAGCCCCCGGGAACUCAAGAGCAUAUCGUGGUAUACGCAGGGAUGGACUAUCAGCGACACCUACCUAGUGAAUGAGGAAACAGAUGUCUGUGUACGGCCGAUGUUCAGAGUCGCUGCGGUGUCCAGGUUCGGAUCACGAUGGUUCACUGAUCCCAUCAAAACACCAGCGAUCGCUCCAGUGGAGGUGAGGAACAUCACCCAUAGUCCAUUUGUCUACGAUGCCAAGACUGAGGAGAUCAAGUUCGUGCUGUAUUGGCAGGAACCGGAAGGCUGGAAUAACAGCGAGAUCAUCAUGUACAGCUGGACGAAAAACCUUGACCAGCCCUGCUCAAACAGUGGUCAAAGUGUACCUGUCUUCUUCGACUCUCAGACCUCGACCCAUCAUUCGAAUAGUUUGAAUGUCCGAAUGCCAAAGGGAGGCAUGGGUUGUAAGUUCAAGUUCCAGGUGCGGGCAUUUUCAAGAUGCACCCCGAAUGCAGUUGGACCAUACAGUUGCAUUAACAUCAACAUUGACUGCAAUAAUGUGAUCGGGUUUUCAUGUCCGAAGACGCCUAUUUACAACCCCCCUGGCAAUGUGGUGAACAUUACAAUGAUGGUGGUGCCCAUUCAGCGUGGAUACCGGGUGUUGAUGGGGUGGAGGCCUCCCACGGACAAGGGGUCCAUAGGUCAGAUUGACCAGUACCACCUCAGAUGGGGCAAACUGAACUUAUCUACGUACGACCCACUGAUUGGCCUUGGAACCCUGUACAACACCAGCACCAAGACUGUACCUGGGAAUAAUACAUGGGCGGAAAUUCAGUUCGCGAACUCAACUCAAAAUACCUCGGACACUUAUGGCGUACAGAUAAUCGCGACACCCCCCGGGCACAGUCUGGUUGGGUCAUGGUUGUCGCCCGUCACCUCCAUGUCCCCCUGGCCGAUUGGAGACGACGAUGCCCCGCCAGCAAUUACAACCAAAAUCGAACUUCCAGAAUACGCCACCGUGCUGAAGGACGACGAUGGUGUGGUCAUUGUGCUGGUACCCAAGGCCAGGGGGGCCAAGGUGUAUGUCGCCAUGCCCGAGGAGCGGUCACGGACCAACCUGAAAGGCUUCAGUCUUCAAUGGGGGCUUGUCCACAACAGCACAGACAAACCAGCCUUCGUGAAUAAAAACACCACAUUUAUUACAAGGAACACUACGUCAUUGGUGCUGGAUCAUCUCAUUCCAAACAGGUGCUACGGGGUGCAGGUAAUUCCACUUUACAAGACGUCAAAGGAUUACGGUCUUGGUAACAAUAGCAACAUAGACCUGGAACCAGAGGAAGAACCAGAACUAGAUGUCCAUUUCUUCACCAUGCCCUUGAUACAAGAUCCAGUUGCUGCGUCUGCGGAUGGAAGAAAGGAAGACCCCCACGGUGGAAACAAAAAUGUCCUGGUGGCCGUGUCGGUGACGGUAUUGGUGGUAGCGGCGAUCGUCGUGGUGCUAGCUGUAGUUGGCCGGAUCGUUUACAAGAAGAGGAGGAAGAAACUGCCCCACCUACAACAGAGACAUGGACAUGACAGCGACGCCUACAGCUUCUACUACGACCUCGGUGGACGGACACGGGCCGAGAUCAGCAGCCUGGCAAGUCCCCCGGUGGUAGCAGACCGUUGGGAGCUACCCCACAGCUGUCUCAAGCUGGGGCAGGUGUUGGGGAGUGGGGCAUUUGGUCUGGUCCUGAAGGGCAAAGUAACCUACGCUAUGCUGCAUCACAGGGGAGCACAGUUACCGCGGACUGAGGGCCAGGAUAGGAUACAUGUAACAGUGGCUGUCAAGAUGUUACAAGAGGACGUGGGCGGUCGGUACUACCGAGACUUCAUCAAGGAAAUCAACCUGAUGAAGAGGAUCGGCUACCACGCCAACGUCGUCAGUAUGCUGGGUUGCUGCACGCUCCGUCAGCCCAUCUGCCUCGUGGUGGAACAUAUGGCGAAUGGCGACCUCCUUCACUACCUGAAGAAGAUCCGACACAGCCUUCGGGUGCAAGAAGAAGAGACGGGCCACUAUGAGAACAGAGAGGUGGAACACAUCACCCCUCUGGACCUGCUGUCAUUCGCCAGGCAGAUUGCACGAGGAAUGGAGUUCUUGUCAGGGAAAUCAUUUGUUCACCGAGACCUGGCAGCGCGGAACAUAUUAGUUGAUGACAACAAGGUCUUGAAGAUUGGUGACUUUGGCCUGACACGCUUCAUCUAUGAUGACAAAAUCUACGUCAACCGUCAUGGUGGAAAACUCCCUGUCAAGUGGAUGUCUGUGGAGGCCAUCUUUGAUCUGACCUUCUCAACAGCCAGCGAUGUAUGGUCCUUUGGAAUUGUAUUGUUCGAGAUUGUGACCCUAGGUGGCACUCCAUACCCUGGUGUAGCCAAUCGAGAGCUGUUGUCAAAGCUGCAUGCUGGAUACCGUAUGGAGCGCCCGGAUAACUGUUCCACUGAAAUGUACCAGCUUAUGAGAGACUGCUGGAAGAGUGACCCAAAGAAACGCCCAAGUUUUUCUGAGAUAGGAGAGAGAAUUGACACCAUGAUCGCAGAAUGUUCAGGCCAGGAAUACCUUGACCUUCAACUUGAUGAGUGUCAGGGCUACUAUCAGGUGCAGAAUUCUGAUGAAGAAGAGUCUGAUGGUGAACUGAGAAUGGAUAUCCAUGAUGUCCCUGGUGGUGGGAACGAGCUCCAAGAAGAAGAUGGGGAGGAGGAGACAUCUGAAAAUAGAGCGAAGGAAACAGAUGGUACUCUGACUGCAGAGGUGAAGAAGCUUGAUGAGGAGAUUGAGCAGGACCACCAUGACAGAGAUGCUAAUGAAGGACAGUUAUGGGCUACUUCAUCUCCAGUAAUGUGUGACAGAUUGAGAGUAGCAGUCUCACACCCAGAGGAUGAAGAAUUUCUCACUAUCCCAAAAUUCAUCUCAGAGCUUGGAAGUUUCAAAAGUGAAAGAUCUAGAGGUGGUUCCAGGAAGGAUGAUAGGAAGAUUCCAGCAAAACUCCAGCUGAUGGAGAAACUACAUGAAGCUGGUAGAAGGGAGGACAGGGAGUCAGACAGCUCUCUAAGUCCUUUGUCGGAUGAGGUCUUCUCAGAUGGUCUGUAUACAGCACCAUAUUCAUACCUGCAAACACCGGACCAUGAUUGUCUUCCUGAUAGCGAUACAUCACCAACCAACUCCGAGAUAUCAGACAACGUCUUCAACACUGAUUCCAAUGAAAUGUCUCACCAGUGUCACCGUCGGUAUGAGAGGACAACCUCUGAAAUAUCAACCACCAGCAUUGAUUCUGGCUUCCCUCAGAGUCCUCUACAGACUGACUUCCCAGGGUACUCCCCCAAAACAGGGUACUCCUUAGGAUAUUCCCGCAGCAGACUAAACUCCCUAGGGCAUUACUGCAACAGACUGGACUCUCUAGGGUACACUCGGAGCAAGAUCGACUUUGGAUACUCUCCCCGGUACAAGCAAAAGUACAGUAAGAAUGCUUCAAGAAGUCCCCAGUUAGUGUCCUCUCUGGGUCAGUUGAGGAGGUUGACCAGACACACCUCCAUGUCUUCUGGGGGGAUGUCUUCCUUCUGUUGCAGACCAUGAUGAAGAUCUUCACACUUCAAGCCUGUAACAAGGUGAAUAAAUAUUGUCACUCAA